Molecule: messenger RNA, 2042 nt
Organism: Liolophura sinensis
Lineage: Eukaryota; Metazoa; Mollusca; Polyplacophora; Chitonida; Chitonidae
Product: putative transporter SVOPL
Biological process (GO): transmembrane transport
Cellular component (GO): membrane
Molecular function (GO): transmembrane transporter activity
Source: RefSeq, a predicted model, not a curated record
GCAAAAACUAGAUGGACCAGUCCUUCAUUCAAAACCACACCAAACAUGAAUGCAAAGGUUAAAGGUCAAGGUAGUUAUUGAUAGAUGUGCAACUGCACGCUGGAAGGAUGUCGUGGACGGAAAGAGGCGAUACCACGCUGAUCCAAGAAAAACUUGACAAGUAUCGCGUUAGAUGGAAAAAAAAUAACACUACCAAAGAAGAUGAAGACACAUGGGAUGACUUGGAACCACUUCAGGAUGGGGGUGUGGCCAUGGAAGAUGUCACUCAGGAGAAUGGGGUGGAAGACACUCAAGGGCCCACGUUCACCGUGGAAGAGGCUGUCGAGAAGAUCGGAUUCGGCCGUUUCCAGAUGCUUCUCUAUUGUAAUCUGGGGCUCCUCACGGUUACUGAUGCUUUUGAGAUGAUGUUGUUGGCAGUUCUCUCCCCUGCUGUGAGGUGUGAGUGGCAUUUACAGGAGUAUCAGGUUGCCAUAGUGACAACGGUGGUGUUCAUUGGAAUGUUUCUAGGCUCUCCAUUUUACGGUUCCAUGGCAGAUAAAUAUGGACGACGUUCCGUAGUGUUGUUGGUGAGUGGAGGUAUUGGAUACUUUGGGCUCUUAACCACAUUUAGCCCAACAUAUUAUUGGUUGUUAAUACUCAGAUGCGUUGUCGGAUUUAACAUAGGUGGAGCCACUCAGGGCUUCACUCUUCUAGUUGAAUACUUGCCGUCCAAAUACAGAGCAAAACUCUUGACAUUUCAUUCGGUAUUCUGGGCGACGGGGGUGUGUUUUGAGGUGAUGCUGGCGGCAUUAGUCAUGCCUACACUGGGGUGGAGAUGGCACGUGGCUUUGUCCGCAUUGCCACAAUGUUUCUGCUUUGUCAUUUUCUGGUUUUUGCCCGAAUCGGCUCGUUUCCUGGUGGCUGCUGGCAGGAAACAGGACGCCAUGAGUAUUUUACAAAAAGCCGCUAGGUGGAACAGGUCAAGUUUACCUCCAGGGAAGCUCAUUGAGACAAAAACGACAAGUAGAGGUCACGUCAAGGACCUGUUUCAUGGGGUGUACAGGAGGACGACCUUGCAGCUAUGGCUGUCCUGGUUCGGGGCCGCUUUCUCCUAUUAUGGGAUGGUCCUGGCUCAGUCUGAAAUUCUAGAACAACACGGUGGAUGUUCUGGAGAAAAAGAGGUGAAGUCCACAUGUAAAUGUGCCCCAUUGAACUGGGAUGACUAUGUCAGCAUGAUGGUGUCAACGCUGGGGACAUUACCACUCAAUAUGAUGCUGAUUGACCGUGUCGGCCGGCGGUGGACUGGAUUCCUCAAUAUGCUGGGCUCUGGCAUAUUCUUUAUACUCAUGCAAAUAUGUUCAAAAACAUGGGUCGUUACCAUGGUGAUGUUUGCUGCCAGGAUGUUUUCUACCGGUUUCUUUAACGCUGUUUAUAUAUACACUUCUGAGGUCUACCCGACCAAUGUGAGGUCACGACUGGGGGCCUCCAGUGCAAUGGCCAGGAUAGGCUCUAUGUCAACACCUUUUAUAGCACAGGUGCUGUUAGCCAGUUCCGUGAAAGCGGCCGUUUGGGUGUAUGGAGUUAUUUGUGUCCUCUGUGGUCUCUCAUUCCUAAGCAUGCCUAUAGAAACAAAGGGCAGGGCAUUGCUGCAAGCAGGCAGGUGAUGAAGCAUCUGGGCUUAGAGAAAAGUGUAUUAACUUCCUGGUGCUAGUUUGUGAAGUUUUCUUGAUAUUCCUUAUUUAAUAUGGGUUGUGCGUGGCUAAUAUGAAGUCAGCCUGAGAACGUAACAAACUCUGGUCAGUUGUAGAGGAUUAUCUCAAGACUUUGGGGCAUGUUUUAUUUUAUUGUUAAAGGGUGUGGUUGCACCCACCCAAAUAUUCUCAAUUGUUGUGUAUAGUUUGAUACAAGUUGUUGUUGAAGUUACAUGGUUGAGUGUUUAGCCUGGUAUGUCAGCCCUCUGUUUAUGUAAGAGAAAUGAUCUCAGUCAGGUACUGAUCAAUGUUCCAGGUGUUAUAUAUUUUACUCAGGCAAAAUGACCAUAUCAGUGGAAAGAAAAAAAGAGA